AUGGCGUCUCAGAUACCGCCCCUUUUGGAGUCAUACCUCUCCCUGCCGCCCGAGACCUCACAGAUCGUCCUCACGGGCAUCCUCGGCGCGAGCACCAACUGGCUGACCGUGCGGUACCUUUACAGCCUGCUGCGGCCAGCCACCGCGGCAGCACGGCUCGACGGCGACGGCGACGCGGAAGGGGCAGGCGAGGACGUCAAGGUGCUGCUCGUGAGCUUCAUGAGGGAUUAUCCCUUCUGGAAGGAGGGUGCAGGACGACUGGGUCUCAACCUCGACACUCUAGCAGCGCGAGGCAGGUUCCUGUUCGUGGACGGCCUCAGCAGGCUGUUUUUGGGCGGGCGGAACGGCACUGCUGCACCCCCCCAUGGCCGUGGUCCCGGCCGGCAGCAGGAGCAGCACCAGUUGUACCUCGACAGCCCGCGGCUCGCUGAUGCCGCGAGGGUUCUCGGCACAGCCGUCGAGAAGCUGCAGGCUGGGGGUGGCAAGGUUGUCUUGGUAAUGGACCAGCCGGACGUGUUGCUCGCGGCUGCGUCACCCGCCGACGGCGUCACGGGGACGGCUUGGAAGGACGUGGUUCUCGGGCUACGACAGAAAGUCCACGCAACCGUUCUUACGGCGUCGGCGGAUGAGCCACUGGUUUCCGCGCAAACGACGACAUUGGAGAAGGAGCAUGCUGCCUUCGUCUUGUCCCUGGCGCACGAGGCCGAGGCUGUGCUCAGCUUAAGGCUGUUGGACACGGGGACAGCCAAGGACGUCAGCGGGGUGGUCAGGAUUACUGGAGGCGGGGGCCAUCUGGACCGCGUCAUAGAGGAGCAUGAGUAUCUGUACCAUGUUGGCGGAGAUGGCGUGGUUAAGGUCUUUGAGCGCGGGCAGUAG
Molecule: messenger RNA, 876 nt
Organism: Diaporthe batatas
Lineage: Eukaryota; Fungi; Ascomycota; Sordariomycetes; Diaporthales; Diaporthaceae
Exons: 3
Coding region: 1-876 (291 amino acids)
Biological process (GO): tRNA wobble uridine modification
Cellular component (GO): elongator holoenzyme complex
Source: RefSeq, a predicted model, not a curated record